CUGGAAAUACACCCGUGUGACUAGUAUCCAGCAGAAGAGGAUAAUCCGCGGACCGAACCACCCACGAGAAUAUCUAACAUACUCACUCCUGUUGGGUUUUUUGAAGUCGCUUGUUGCGUUUGGAUCGGUGAGAGGAGCGGCUAACUCAAAGGAGCCUGAGUUGUUUUUUUUUCUUUACCUGGUGGCGAAGGAAACGCGUCAUGAUUGCUAAAUGCUGUAAUAUCAUAUCCGUGUGGACGAUUUGUCUCAGAACGCCUACAUUAGGUAAGCAAAGAAAAUGUGUGGAGUGGAGAUAAACUGUGGCUCAACUUAGACGGACAAAUAACGGGUUCAAGUGGGGGCGCGUUCACCUUUGCGGUGUGAUUCUUACGGUAAAUGACACACAGUCGAGGAGGAAAGUCUUCACGUGUGCUAGGCGUUAAGGAGAACAUCAAUUGUGAUCGCGGGAUACUGUGCUGAGUGACACAACACCCCCACCAUGGAGCUGUUGGAAUGCCGACUCUGCCUCUUCCCGAUGUGGGAGCCGGUGACCAUUGCCUGCGGUCACACCUUCUGCAGGAGGUGCGCGGGGACCUACCUCCAGUCUAAAUGCACGACUUGUAAAGAGAGGUUAAAACAGAGGGAAAUGAGAAACGCGAAGAACAAUGUUUUGCUCAUCCGUGUCAUUGAAAAGUGCUGCCCCGAGGAUGCAAAGAUUAAGUGCCAUUUGCAAGAGAAGCUCCGCGCCAAGCAGUACCAAGAAGCUUUACGCGUCGCCAACGACGGCAUACAGCAAGUCCCAGAAGACCCAAGUCUGAAGCUAUACAGAGCUGAAGCAAACUGUGGCCUACUGCGUUUUUCUGAUGCUCUGGCGGACCUUGACUACCUCUGCUGUCUUCGGCCUUUGUGGACUGAGGGCUUCUUUCGGAAAGGGAACAUCCUGUUGGAAAUGGCUCAACAGACCGAAUCCCUCAUCCAAUUUCACCAUUGCCUCAAACUUCAAGCUGACUUUAUUCCUGCUAAGAAUCAGAUCAAGAAGAUCCUGGAGGCAGAGGGCAUCUCAGUGCCAGAGGAAGUCCCCUGCAUUAUGCGAGUGUUGGCUGAUUACUUGAAGGCAUCCUACUCCAUGACAAGCCUCAGUGGCACCCAGGUAACACACCCUGAGGGCCUCAAAUACCCACAUGGCGAUGCAGAGGGCAAGGAGAGGAGAGACGCAUACCGGGUGCGGUCUCCAGACGGGAGCUCCAAAGUGAAUCACGACACCAACACCGAGUGCUGCCUCGGCCUCUGCCAAGCUGUCUCCUUCCUGCCUGCCAGUGAAGACGAUGAGAAGAGAAUGGCAAGAAAGGAGGAUGUGAAGGGCACAGGUGCCAGUUUACACUGCAGAGAAAAAACUCUGAGUGUACUCACUGUGUCAGACUUCGAGUGCCCUCUCUGCAUCAGGUUGUUUCACGAGCCAGUUACCACUCCAUGUGGUCACACUUUCUGUAAAAACUGUAUCGAGAGGAGCCUGGACCACAACCUCCGCUGUCCGCUCUGCAAGCAGCCGUUACAAGAGUACUUGAAGAAUAGGAAGUACAAUAUCACAGUUGUGGUUCUGGAUAUCAUGGCCUGCCUUUUCCCCUCACAGCUGGCCGAACGGAAACAAAUACAUGAGGCAGAGAUGGCAGAACUGUCAAACCUCACUAAGGACAUCCCUAUAUUUGUUUGCACUGUGGCCUACCCUGGGGUGCCGUGUCCUUUGCACAUCUUCGAGCCUCGAUACCGACUGAUGAUGCGUCGCUGUAUGGAGACAGGAACGAAAAAGUUUGGCAUGUGCAGCUACGAACAUGGCAAAGGCUUUGCUGACUAUGGCUGCAUGCUGGAGAUCCUUAGCCUGGACCUACUGCCAGAUGGCCGCUCCUAUGUGGACAGUGUGGGGAGCAACAGGUUCAGAGUUUUGAAAAGAGGCCUACGAGAUGGCUACCACACGGCUGAUAUCGAAUAUGUGGAGGACGUCAAGGUCGAAGGGAGUGAACUGGAACUCUUGCAGCGUCUCCACGACAGCGUUUACCAACAGGCCCAGGACUGGUAUCAGCGGCUUGGCGGCCGCAUGAGAGAACAGAUCAACAGACAGUAUGGCAUCAUGCCUAAUAUUGAGGAGAACAUUCAGGCCUCGUCCAACGGUCCAGCUUGGUGCUGGUGGCUGCUGUCUGUCCUCCAGCUGGACCCUGCCUAUGAAACCACAGUCCUCUCUCUUUCUUCGCUUAAAGACCGGCUAGGUCACCUCCGCCUCAUCCUUGAGUACUUCUCUCAGAGCUAAACACAGCAGCCUGGUGGAAUUUGUGGGAUAAAAGGCCGAGCGAGGGGUCAAGAUUACGUACAUACAUAAUGCUGUACUUGAGUGAAGCUCAGAAGUUCUGACUUCACUUAUGUCAGUUUUGGGGCUUAACUACUCUGAAACACAAAGGGACUGUUUUUAUGUCACACCUCAAGGCCAAAUCAUAUGGCCAAAACCAUAAAUAGUAAUUUAUGAAAAGACCCUAAGAAGUUAUUUAAAGCUUGCCUCUUACUCGCUUUAUAUCAUUGUGAAUACGUGUGUGUGUGUGUGUGUGUGUGUGUGUGUGUGUGUGUGUGUGUGUUAUAUAUAUAAAAAAGGACUGUCACAACACACAAUCCCUGCAGCGUCGUUUGCCACAUUCUUGUGUGGUUUACAGCGAAAAGAGGCAUUCAACAAAUUCAAUUGAGCGCUAACUCAAAAUUGAUCCAUGUUACGAAUAAUUCAGGGUUGGAACAGUACACAUGGAGACAACAGUUUCAUUAACCACGCACCGUGUCAGAAUGCUGGCGAAAACAAGCUCAAACAAACAUACUCUCCAGUUUUCGCACAAAAGACUUCCAUCGACAAGCAGAUAAAGAAUGAGAAUGUCGUGAAUUACAGUUUCAAGUCGCAGUUGAAGAGCCGAUGAAAUUCUUGACACGCGAGAAACAAAUAUUCAUUUCAGGACUGCAAUUAACAGUUAUUUCAAUAAUGGAUUAUGUUGUUGAUUAUUUUGUCGAUUAAUCGAUGAAUCCGAUUUAAAAAAAAAAAGGAGCAUGUUUUAAUUUGCAUCCCUUUCUUGAAAAACAGGACAUUAUUUCACAUGACAGUUCACAAAAUACACAAGCAAAUCUGAUUCACUUAAUCGUUUGGUCGGUGAUGUGUCAGAAAAUAGGCAAAAUUGUGAUCAUUAUUUUUCAAAUGAAAAGCGAAUAUUAUAUUACGGGGGACUACAGAAAUCUGAUAAUGUUUACCGUUGAGAAGCUGAGAUUCCAGGCAUUUGUACAACUUGCAUUUUGUCAAUACAAUGAACCAAAAAAAUAUAUCAAAACGAUUUAUGGAUUAUUAAAAAUAAAUAUGGAUCAAUGUGAUGAUCGAUUAGUUCACGAUUAAUCGCUGCACCUCAAGUUUUUGGCUUUGCAGACUAAUUGUUCCGUGCCCAAGUUGACCUUUUGCUUGUAUUCCCUUAUCCCUGGCCGCCAUUUUGGAAUGCAGCGUUUUGUACUUUGGAAUAUGAAACUACCCCCGUUUCGUAUAUGAGUGAUUGUUGCAAUAAUAAUGUUUGUGUUCUGUGUAAAUUCGCACCUACUUGAAGGUUUUUUUUAAUGAAAGCCAACAACCAGGUUGCUCACUCAUGUUGUUGAUCCCUUUUUGUUGGACAAUUAAGAUAUCGUUAAAGAGGCCGAAUUUGACAGCCUUGAUUUUUUUUUUUUUUUUUUGGUGCAUGCAUUACCAGUGGAUAGUCAAGUACAGGCGUCAUUGUUCGAAUCGUCUGUCAUCUGUAAUAAGGAUUAAUGUGUAGAUUUCAUUGACUGGCAACCUUUUGGUUUUACGAUGACGCUAUGGAGGCCAACAUGCCAGCUCCAUCUCGACUGCUCAGCGUCAUGUACUGAGGGAAAACCGCUCGAUGAAAUGGCCAUGGUCUAAGUAGCGAUAAAUCUCCAUGGUGAUAAUCUACAAUAACGCCGGUGGCCCAGUGUCCCAUCACUUGAGCAGGGGCCUCUCUGCCAUCAUUCAUAUUGGUUUGGAGUGCCUUUGAGUGUGAAAAUUCUGCAAGUCUUAAAGGUUGUACGUAACAUAACA
Hippocampus comes (tiger tail seahorse) is the source of this 4081-nucleotide messenger RNA. It is a transcript of the gene lonrf4, whose product is annotated as LON peptidase N-terminal domain and ring finger 4. Bases 479 to 2281 code for a protein of 600 amino acids. NCBI's taxonomy places the organism in Eukaryota, Metazoa, Chordata, Actinopteri, Syngnathiformes, Syngnathidae. The record is from RefSeq and is a predicted model, not a curated record. Gene Ontology annotation, molecular function: protein binding; metal ion binding; ubiquitin protein ligase activity. The transcript is spliced from 12 exons.